Pyricularia pennisetigena is the source of this 1431-nucleotide messenger RNA. RefSeq lists its product as uncharacterized. Lineage: Eukaryota; Fungi; Ascomycota; Sordariomycetes; Magnaporthales; Pyriculariaceae. The record is from RefSeq and is a predicted model, not a curated record. The transcript has 4 exons. The coding region runs from base 1 to 1431 and encodes 476 amino acids.
AUGAUCUCAUCAGCACCGCAGCCUACAAGAACGGGACAGGAUCCUAUAGCUGCCACCACAACCACCAACUGCUCUCAUCUCAGGACGGCCCGGCCCCGCGCCAUCACAUCCUCCCCCUGCCUUCCUUCCCCAAUGCCGAGGAAAAGCACCGCAGAGGUCACGAUAAGACCGCCCCCAUCCCGGACCAUGUCUCCAGCCAUGAACGACUGCAUGCCGGCAAAGGCAGAUGCCAAGGUCAAGGCUGGCGCCACUGACAUAAUCACGCCGCCCUCGUCGCCGCGGAGGUUGAGCAAUGCUGCAGAGACGGAGGCGAAGCAGGCCGCGCCACCAUGCUCCGGCGCCGGCAUGCAGCUUAGGCUCCCGGAUAUGUUUGCCUCUCUCAUGAGCAUCCGGCCACCGAUAAACCCACACUACAAAAAGGUCAAGGCCGAGGCUGAGGAGUGGACUGCAAGAACCCUCAACCUUACUCCCCUCCAAGCCCUCCGCAACUCCAAGGCAGACUUCACCUUCCUGGUGUCGUGGUGGGCCCCCAACGCCGACGCCGAGGCGGUCCGCACCAUGGUCGACUGGCAGCACUGGGCCUUCCCCUGGGACGACCAGUUCGACGAGGGCCACCUCAAGCUGGACCUGGCGGGGGCCGCGGCCGAGGUGGUGCACAUGACGUCCCUGCUCGACGACACGCACCCGUCGCUGUCUCUGGACCAGCCCGGCACCGACCCGAUCCAGUACGCGUUCCAGCAGAACUGGUACCGGAUCCGGAGCCGGGCCGGCCCCGCGCUCAGGCACCGGUACAAGACCUACCUGAAGCACUACAUGCUCGGCGUGCUGGGCCAGGUCGGGUCCAGGUCCAGGGAUCCGCGGUCGCUGUCCGUGGACGAGUACCUCGCCUUCAGGAGGGGCACCAUCGGCGUCAUGCCGUGCCUGUGCCUCGUCGAGUACGCCGAGGGCAUCGAGCUGCCGCAGUACGUCGUCGACCACCCGUCCGUGGCGGCGUGCCAGCAGGUGGCUGUGGAUCUGGUCCUGCUGGACAACGACAUUCUGUCUUAUAGGAAAGAUUUGAUCGAAGGCGAAGAGCUGAACCUCAUCAACAUCCUUCGCUUCUCCAAGGGCCUGACCCUGCAGGAGGCCGUCGACGAGAUGGGCCGCAUGAUCACGGAGCGCUACCGCAUCUGGUACCGCGCGCUGGCCGACAUGCCAAGCUGGGGCCACAAGCUCGACGCCGAGGUGCUGCGCUACCUGGACGGGUGCAGGCGCGUUGCGCUGGGCAGCCUGAUUUGGAGCUUCCACACUGGUCGCUACUUCAAAGACGCCGAGGGCGAGCUGGUCCGCGAGGAACAAAAGCUCUGGAUCCCCGAGGAGUUGCUUGCCGGCAUCGACGGCAGGCCGCCAAAGAUCCAGUCGGAGGCGCUACCUGAGCCGGUCUCAUUGUAG